CAAGAUGUCAUGGCAAUCUACAGCAUCCAGGAGAUUAAUGACAGAAUAUAAGCAAUUAUCCACUCAAAGUUUAGAAGACUCUAUGUUCACUGCAGGUCCUAUAUCAGAGGAUAAUAUGUUUGAAUGGGAAGCACUCAUACAAGGUCCAGAUGAUACUCCAUUUGAGGGUGGUGUUUUCGCUGCCACCCUUUCGUUCCCGAAAGACUACCCAUUAGCACCAUUUAAAAUGAAAUUCACACCUGCUAUCUUCCAUCCGAAUGUAUACGAUGAUGGUAACGUAUGUAUAAGUAUCUUGCACCCCCCAGGUGAUGAUCCUCUUAUGUAUGAGAGGUCGUCCGAACGUUGGUCACCAGUACAAUCAGUAGAGAAGGUAUUACUAAGCGUUAUUAGUAUGCUAGCAGAACCAAAUAUUGAAUCACCAGCCAAUAUCGAUUGCGCAAAGCUCUUCAGAACGGAUAGGAAGGCUUACGAUGAUAAAGUUCGACAAUCAGUCGCCGAUAUGCUUGGUAUCGACGAGAGUGAAAUAGAGGCAGAGAUUAAAGCGGCUCAAAUUUCAGAGAAGGAAACUAGUUAAACUGGGUUAACCAUUUAAGAAUAUAGAAAGAGUGUAUUAGUCAAUUAAAUAUAGUCAUGUCAAUAAUAAAUAUCAAGAUCAAGUAAAUAGUCCAUCAUUUUAAGAUACUUGAGUAGCUGGCUUCGGAAUGUUGAAAACUUAUUGAUUGUUUUCAUUAAGAGUGAGAUCUAAGCUGGUUUAGUUGAUGUUUUCAGUGAUUAUAGUGAGAUCUUACUUGACAACUUUGUCCUAAAGAUCUCCUGCUGAUCAAUUACAACAUUGCUAGCGGCAAGCUUCAACUUGUCUGACUCUUUGAGACUAAUACACGGUAAUGAGUAAACAGACGGUGGUACACUCUGACUUGACCAUCUUCUGGAGCAAGGAAAUGAGUUAAUUGCACUUGAGCUUGAGCUUGGAGAUGAAGCCUGGAUCUCCUUCCAAAAGUCAUCGCCAUUUCUGAGAUGAAUCGGAAUUGAUUUUGAUACAAUUUCUUUAU
Wallemia mellicola CBS 633.66 is the source of this 1049-nucleotide messenger RNA. Its product is annotated as ubiquitin-conjugating enzyme. The record is from RefSeq and is a predicted model, not a curated record. The transcript is spliced from 8 exons. Gene Ontology annotation, cellular component: cytosol; endoplasmic reticulum. The coding region runs from base 5 to 574 and encodes 189 amino acids. NCBI's taxonomy places the organism in Eukaryota, Fungi, Basidiomycota, Wallemiomycetes, Wallemiales, Wallemiaceae.